CUUCAAAGCAACCCCGGAACUUGUCGACUGGCAGUCGCAAAAAACAAAUCUAACAAAUCGAACAAACGCAGGCAUCGAACAGCACCAACAUGAAUAUUGUCUCGCAAGUCUGUUGGUGCAACAUCUGGGACACGGACACCAUGGUGAAUGUGGGUCCCGAUGUCCUGUGCCUGCGCAAUGGCAACGCGAUCAAGUUCGUCCACAUGCAGACCAAGGCGGUGCUUUUCUUCAAGCCGGAGACGGUGGCCACAGGGCUGAGUAUCAAAUGCUUUGCCGGCCACAACCGCUUUCCCCUUUUCGCCUUCGCCGAAGCUGUCCUGCGGCCCAAUAUCUAUGUCUAUCGCUAUCCGGACUUGGUUAAAUUCAGCACCAUUCCACCUUCCGAGAUUACCUACACGGAUAUACGUUUCUCUGAGCUCGACCUUCUGCUCGCCGUGGGCGGAUAUCCCGACUACUCUAUUUGUGUCUACAACUACCGAACUGCCGCCUUGGUCCUGCAGGAACCUACCCAUGUGGCCACUUUGGAGCGCGGCUUGGUGAUCAGCUCCUCCACUCUGCCCAGCAUUGUGCAGUUGAACAAGCAGGAUAUGACCAUCCCGUGCUACGACAUCUGCACCGUCGAGAAGGAGUCCUUCCUCUAUAAACUGGCCGAUGUGGAGCUGGGCAAGAACUACUUGAAGUCCUGCGAGCGCUGUCUCACCUACGGCGACGACAACAUCCUGUACGCCACCAAUGACUUUGGCCAACUGCUGUACGUCGACGUGGCCUGCUUCGCUCUGAGGCACCAGUGGAGUCCCCCCUCAGAGGACGAGAAUAUGGAGAGGACGCCUCGAGCCCACGCCAUCGCCAGCCAUCGAUCUGGAUUCAUCAUCUCGAACAGCUCGAAUGCCAUUUAUAUUAAAAAGAAGGCAGGCGUUUACAAGGUUGAAUGGGAGCUGGAGUGUCGCCUGAACGAGGUGGUGCGCUUCCUGAGCAACAGCAACGGCGAGAUCUACGCGGAGCGUCGGCCGGGUCACCUCGACCACGUGGUGGUGGACCGCAGUGGAUCCGUUUCCCUUGAGUGCGUGGUGCCCGCGGGUCGACCAGUGAUCACCUUCCGGGUGCUGCAGGGAUUGAAGGACGAGUGCGUGUGCUGCCUGUACGACGACGGGGUGGCCAUGCUGGACCUGGCCAAGGGCCACACCCUCUGCGAGGUUCCCGUUCCGGAGGCGAGUGCCAUGAGCAACCACCGCAGUCUUGCCCUGGUGGCUGUGGGGACACUGGGUGCCCGCAUUGUGCUGAUCCACUUCGAGCGGGCCAGUCUGCCGCACGUUCUCUGCGAACUGACAUUGGAUGCGGCAUCCGUGAUCGGUCUAGAGUUCAAUGACAGCUGGCUGGUGUUCCAGGACCAGACGAAGAUGCUCCACGUCGUCCAGGUGGACAACAGGCCGCCCAAGCUGACCCACUACUUCGGGAUGAACCAGCCGGAAUUGGCGGCGGCCUUUGUGCACACCUUCCUCCUGGCGGACGGACCACGUCUGAUGGUCUUCAUCAACAGGGACCAGACGAUGAAGCGUCCCGGCAACGCCACCGAGCUGUGGGUCUACAAUUGGGGCAAGGACAAGCGGCUGCACCGGCGGGAGUAUGUCCUGCCCAAGCAGUAUGGCUUCUUUUGCGUCCAGCCGCCGGUGGGCAGAUGGGCGAUGAUGGAGAUCGUGGCCAUCGAGUACAACACCCUCAACUUCAGCCAGUUCGCGCUGAACGAGAAGAACGAGCUGCAGUGGAUCGCCUCCACCAAGUCGGCGCACUUCUCCUACAUCCUGGGCGUCGGCAUGACCAAGCAUUUGGUCACCUGGGGCCUGGGCGGGAUCAUGGUGCACUUCAAGCAGCACAAGCGCGCCAAGAAGCCGUUCAUGAUCUCCCGAUUCCUCAACAUCGGCAUGAAAACGGAGUACCUACUGCGGGUUAAGGAGUGCUUUAAUUCCAAAUACCUGAUCAUCCUGCUGGCGAACAAGAGCAUGCGAGUGAUGCGUCUGCCUUCCUUGGCGGACUUUGUCCGUGAAAAUGAAGCCCUGCCCCUUCCGGUGGAAGAGGGCUUUCCAUGCUACAUCGACCAGACGCUCUACAAGGUGGAUCAAUUUGUGCCACUGAGCCUCAAGCAGGAGGUCAAGGAGGAGUACACUCGAGUGGAUUUGUCGAAGCGCGACAAGCUGUUUGCCAGCAUCAAGGACUUUGCGGCCAAGGUGACCGAACUAAUUGAUUACGACAUCUCGAAAACGGGCAAAACCCAUGGGAUCUUCAAGAAGUUCUGCUUCCACUAUCCCUGGUUGGAUGCCCUCACCCAGGAGGCUCAGAAGUUGUGUGCCUUGGAGCGGGAAUCUCUGGAGCUGGCCAUUGCGGAUCAGGCAAGGAUUCGGGAUUGGAUCUUGAGGUUGGUUACCCGCGACGCUGUGAGCAUCAACUACAAGGUGCGCUCCAUAUUCGCGGAUGCCAACUUUGAGAGCUUCUCCCUGCGACGCAAAGUCGAGAUGACCGAGUUCGACAAGUAUCGUUUCUACGAUCUAGAAGAUCAUAUGCGCCUUUCCCUCGGCUCUAUGGAAAUUGAGGAAAUAGAGGCACCUGCUCCGGCAGGUGGACAUGGUGGACAUGGUCCCCCACCCGAUGACGACGAUUUGGGCGAGGAGGAGGAGAAACCCGAGACUAUCCAGGGAUUGCGGGAACUCAAAACAUUCGUGGUGGAAGGACCCAGCGUUUACGAGCACAUCAUGGCACCUGUUUUCCAGCUGCAGGACAAGGACCUGGUGACCUCCAACCAGCUGUUCAACUACAAUUGCAAGAUCCGCUACUACCUGAGCGAUCCUCUGAAGCAGGAGUUCAACAAGCUCUUCCACGAGGCGCAGCAACUCAAGCAGGACACCAUCGACAGUGUGAUGCACACGAACGAGGUUCUCAACAAGAUCUACGACAACAUGAACAUCAUGCUGCGUCUCCUGAACAUGGAUCAGUUUACACCUCCAGAACUCACAAUGCCCGGGCUGGAACAGGAUGAGGUGAUCAAACGGAUCAUGGAGGUGGACGACUCGGAGAUCAAGGCGAUCAACCGAAGGAAACCCAAGACAAUCGACACUGGUGGUAAGAAGGGUCGACUGCUCCUGUGGAGUCCUGAGUUCUGGGCUCGGGCACUCAUCGUGAUGAUGGAUGGCGUGCUGGAGAAGCUCUGGGAGGAGGAGAUCAAGAAGGACAUUCCCGAGCCGGAGUUCGUGGCCAAGAAGCAGCCGCAUGAGUACAAUCUCGAGGAGCAGAAGAUCUAUCGUGCCUACGAGGAGGCAGUGCAUCUCCUGGAACUCGAUCGUCGUAAAUAUCUACGCAUCCUGCACGAGAAUGAAGAGAAAACACUGGCUUUAAAGGCUUCCCAGAUACUGAAGCUCAACCAACGAGUUGCCGAACUGAUGAUCCUGAAGUUGAAGUACGACUUUGCCUUGAAGCAAGGACAACUAAGACUGCUGACCUUGGAGCACAUGAACUUCAAUCGGGUGCAGUUGCGCAAGCGCUACACUCUGUUCCGCAAGGAUAUCGACAAGUUAAGCGACUACAUUUUGCGCUAUGGCAAUUUGCUGGAUUUCUAUGACAAGGCCUUCCAGGAUCUCAAAUUGAGGUUGGAGGCGCAGCAGACUCGUGAUCGAGCCAUCGAGAGGCAGUUCCGCAGCCAGUUCCUGCCACUGGUGCCGCAUGCCACCCACGAGAUGACCAAGCUCUUCAAGAAACGACCCAAGCUGCCCGGCAAGGUCUUCAACUCGGUGCUCAUCUGCAUGGAGGCCUCCAACAAGCUGAGUGGAAAGUCCACCCAUCGGACACCUUUUCCGCUGCCCGACGAUGUCCUUGAGUUCCUCAACUAUCUGGCCGAGUUCGAUCAGCCGAAGCAGUGUCCUCCGCAGGUGGACGCCAAGUCCUGGGACGCCUUCGUCAAGCUGCGAACAAAAACGGAGAGCGAACUGCGGCUGAAGGGCAUCGGGUACCAGCUGCUCGACAGCCAGAUCCUGUCCAGCACCCUCAACAAGGACUUCUCGGCGCUCAAGGACUCCAAGCUGCUGACGCAGCGCAACGCCGAGGAGAGCAUCCAAACCUACUUGGAAAAGAUGAGAAACAUGACGAUCCAGUUGACCCUAACAAUGGGCCAGGUUGAAGUCGGGGUGAUGGGCAAGUUCACCAAGCUAUCGAACACAGUUCUCAUGCAUGUGGAUGACAUCAAUGAUGUGAAUCGCCAGAUACAGGAAGCCGGAAACAAAAAGAUCAAGGCCAUGCAGCGGGUGGCAGUUUUUCGGCGCCAGGUGAUCUUCAAGGAGUGGGAGCACAAGCUCUACAAGGCGAACAUAGCCUAUCUCAAAUACAUGCUGGAUGCCAUCGAGAAGUGCAAGGUGUCCAUGGAGUUCCUCAACAUUCUCCGCAACUGGGAAAAGGUCAAAACAGAGCGCCAGAAGUAUAUGGGUGGAGCAAUCGAGCGGGUUAUCGAGCAGAAAAUAGCCGCCUUCAAGAAGCACAUCGAUCGAGUGAAUGUGAAAAUCGAUGCGGUGAAAGCGCAGACUUUGGAGGUAAAGCGUAGCAAUCACGCCAUCGAUUUCAAAAUCGAGCGGAUCAAGGUUGACGUCACUUUCCAAAAUACUUUACGCGAUACCAUGAUGGAGGAGAAGCGGGACCGUGAACAACGAGAGCGCAUGUCACAGAUAAAGACCCAUCGGCAGCUCAUGGAGAAUGUGCGCCGGAACUACGCCCAUGUGCUGGAAUUGCAGACGAUAUUGGAGCUACUUCGACUGAGAACCUACCCCACUUUGGGUCCACCUCUGCCCCAAUGUCAUCCACCGGUGCCGGAGCACAUCCUCAGUUCAGUGCCGUAGGAAAACCCAAACUUGACCCACCUGCAGACCCUUUCAAGAGAUUAGGUUCAAGCCAGCUUACGAAUCAACAAUUAAAUAUUUUUAUUGCAUCAAGUAAA
Drosophila ficusphila is the source of this 4969-nucleotide messenger RNA. RefSeq lists its product as uncharacterized. NCBI's taxonomy places the organism in Eukaryota, Metazoa, Arthropoda, Insecta, Diptera, Drosophilidae. Gene Ontology annotation, cellular component: axoneme. The record is from RefSeq and is a predicted model, not a curated record. Gene Ontology annotation, biological process: cilium assembly. Gene Ontology annotation, molecular function: protein binding.